UGCUUCGUUUCCAUCUGUCAAAACCGAUCAAAAAGGUGGUGCAUUACCUUCGGCUAGUGGUGCGAAUAAAAGUGUUAAUUUUGGAAAAAAUAAUCGUUCUUUCCCAGGAAAAACACUAUUACAGUGCAGUUUGCUGGCCAAAGUUUCUCAAAAUUGUAAAGUGUUGGGGAAAAGUGUGAACUUAUUGGGGUUAAUCGUUAUUAGAAAACUGCACCCGUGGGGUGCAGAAACCGAAAUCAAAGAUGGACGACAAACGCGACGGCAAAAAGAAGGACAAAAAGUCGCGUAAAUCACGCAGCCCCAGUCGUGAUAAUCGUCGAACGCCGUCCCGCAGUCCGAGUUAUGGGCGCCGAAGAAGGGAUCGCAGUCGCAGCAGGGAACGGAUGAGGAGAAGGUCUCCGAGUCCGCCUCCGAUGAGAAGACGUGGUCGGGGUAGAAGAAGUCCAAGCCCUCCGCCUCCGCCCCCGAUGCAAGUUCCGCCUCCACCGAUGAUUGGAAACCCGGCGGCGGUGGCUGCGUCUGCUUACAUGGGAGCGGGUCCACCAAUGUACGAUGCUUACGGGGGUUAUGCAGUUCCGCCGCCGCCACCUCCGGCGUAUAUGGGGGACAUGGGCGCAGGGUACGGUGGGUAUGAUUACGGAGCUCCGGGGGGAGCUCCGCAGGAUGGAUAUGCCGGAAUGAUGAACGCUCCGGGACCGAUGAUGAUGGGCCAACCGGGGCCUCCGGGAGAAGAGUACGGAGCCUCUGGAGGGUGGAGUGUGCAGGAAACCGAGGAGGAAAAACGGAAGAGAGAAGCUGCAAUCGCUCUGGAGGUUCGCAACCAGCGUGCCUCGUUGAAGAAGCAAAGGGACGACUACCGACGCCGGGCGAGUGCUCUGAAGCGGGAAUUGAAAACCUUGAAGCAGCAGCGAUCGGAUUUGUGCUCGGGACGUGAUCCUCCGUCCCCAACGACCAAUAGUUUCGUCAAGGAGAACGAUAAGCUGCAGUCCCAGAUUCAGAGCAAGAUCAGCACGAUCGAGAACGUGAUCGACAUGUUGGAUGGGAUCAUUGGCAAGGAUAAGACGCCAACGCCUCCACCGCCGCCCAUCAGCGGGUCGCCGAAGAAGUCCUCCAAGAGUCCCAGCAAGGAGCGCAGCAAACAACGAUCGGAGUCCGGCUCGCCGGAACGACUCAAGAAGGAAGUGCUGCAGACGAUGAAGCGCAAGGACAAGAAGGAUGAGAAGUUAAGCGCAGUAAAACCCGAACCGAGCGAACCAGCUCACAAGCGAAAGCCGGAGUACAACUACAUCUACUACGACCCGGAACUGCACUGGUGCUCCGUUUGCGACAUCUUCCCCAAAACGGCCAAGGAAUACCUCAACCAUCUGCACUCGGAGCAGCACCGGUCCAAGCUGACGGGCGAAGUGUCGAAAGAUUUUCCCUGGCGGGAGAAACAAACCCCCGAAGAGGGCGUCAAACCCGAUCCGGGGCUGCCGAGCAAGCGGACUCCCAUCCGGGGGCUGCAGUUCUUCGUACCGGCCACGGCCUGGUAUUGCAAGAUUUGCGACUACUGGAUGGGCGAUCUGCCGAGCGCUUCGGCCCAUCUCAAAUCGCAGAAGCACAGCGACAACUAUGGGAACUACAUCGAUUCCCACACCAACUUCGAGAUCGAUUGGAUGUCGGACCGUCAAAAGGCUUACGAGAAGAUGCGAGACUGUGACCGGCAGCAGCAGCAAGCGAGUACCACAACGGCCGACGACGCGACCCCAGCGGCCGUUCUGCCCGUCGUCGGAGGAGGUGACGUAGACUUCCCAACCGGAUCUUCACUGCCGAAGGAGUCGGCCGAAGGUAAGAAACGUAAAAAGAGCAAGGAAGACAAGAAGGAGAAAAAGAAGAAGAAGCGCUCCAAGAAGAAGAAAAAGCGAGCAGUGUCCUCGAGCAGUUCGAGUUCCAGCUCGGAUUCGGAUUCCGACUCGGACCAGAAGAGCAGCAAGGGAGAUGGGUUCGAUCCGGCCACUUCGAUUCGGGUUGCUAUGCGGAACCUGCUGAAGGCACAAGAAGCAGUGAAGGACGUUCCACACGCGGAAGAAUCUUCAGCCGGAAAAUGGACCGUGGUUCAAACGGCUUCUGUUCCGAAGGAACUGGCUGCUCCACCUCCGCCCUUCAUGACGGAUGGAGCCGAAAGCCGAGAAAAGAAGCGAGACGAACUGAUGAUUUCACAGUGGGUCACUCCGGAUCCGAUCAUCUCCGAGUCAGAGAAAAAGCUGCUGGAGCAGUUGAAAGGUAAGUUGAAGAAACGGGAUGAUGGGCCAUCGGGGUCGAGUCGUCAUCACGACGAUCACGAAGAUAGCCACGGGCGGGGCGGAGACAGAAGAAGCAAAUCAAAGACACCUCCAUGGCGUCGAGGAAGUCCAGGACGCCGCGGAAACAGUAGAAGCCCGGUUAGACGGUCCAGCCGAAGUCCCAUGAGGCGAGGAGGCUUCCGGCGAAGCCCCAUGGAUCGAAGGCGCGAUCGUGACUUUGAUCGCGGACGGUUCGACAGGCGAAGACGCAGCAGAUCCCGGGGUCGGCGAAGUCCAAGUUAUGGACGUGGUAGAUUCCGCAUGAGGAGGUCCUAUUCCAGAUCCAGAUCUCGGUCUCGCUCUCGUUCCCGCGGUCGUCGAGUGAUUGAAAAACCAAUCGUCAACUUCCCCCCGGAACCAAAGCCCAAACCGGAAAAGAAGAUCAAGGAGAAGAAGGACGACGACAAGAAGGAGAAGAAACCGGUCACUCUGGCCAUCGGCCAGAAGAAGUUGCCAUUCAUUGGGCGAAUGCCAGUAUUCAAGAAACAGCAACAGGAAGCCAAGAAAGAGGAAGCCGCCCCAGCUGAAGUUACCGUCGGAACUGCUUCCAUCAGCGUAGAAAACGGAACCAAACACCAACCGGAGGAAUUCGUGGACAUGAUGCCUGAUCCAUACCAAUUCGUGGCCCUAAUGGGAGCCCCACCACCUCCUCCAUCUCACCCCAGCAAACCAGAUCAGAACAUCCUUCCCCCGGGAAUCGACGAGGCGGAAGCCGAUCUCGUUCCAAAACCGAUCAGUGAUGCACCCAUUCCUCGCAAGGGACCCCUCCCGAAAGAUUUCCAGGAAGCCCUCGAUAUCCUCUUCGAUGGCGACAAACCCAAACCGGCGGAACUCAUCGCCAACGAGACCAAACCUCCGGAGAUAAUCCCUCAGGUCCCGGUCGUUCCCAUCAUCGACACCGACCAACCGCAGAUGAUUGUGCCGGAAGCGAUCGAAAUCUACAACCAGCAGAUUGCCGCUCAGUACAGUUCCGCCGUUGUCUCGGCCCCGGCCGUCACCUACGAUGACGAAUCGCAGAACCAACCCCUCGAAAUGGGAACGUCCGGAGGAGCCGUGGACAUGGCUGUGGACCAUUCGUCGGAGUCUCCGACGGCCGACGGUUCUCCUCGGACCGGCGAGCUGGCCGAUGAUGGCAGCGGGGAGGCGGAACCGAUCCCUCAGGCUCCUCCGCCGCCGGAAAUCGAGAACGAGGAAACGCGCCGGAAACGAGCCGAACUGGAAGAGCUGGCCAUGCUGGGAAUCGACGCGGAUGAUAUGGCGGCGCAAAUUUUCUAAUUUUAGGUUAUUUCAAUGGCACCCCCCGGGAAAAGAUGGUGAGCGCGUUUUAUUCCUAUUAGGUUCCUUUCGUUUUUUGGUCAGACGGUUUCCGCGCGCGCAAACUUACACCAAACAAUAGAUUUAACACCUACAACGAUGGUUUGUAAGUCAAAGCUUAGUGUUUUAUUAAGCAUCAAUGACCGCAUUCAAAGAAUAUCCGAUUAAGAUAUCCACCAUAUGCUUCUAAUUUCCAAUAUACGACUGUUGAAGGUAUA
Messenger RNA from Aedes aegypti (yellow fever mosquito), 3853 nucleotides. RefSeq names its product zinc finger matrin-type protein CG9776. Gene Ontology annotation, biological process: positive regulation of DNA-templated transcription; negative regulation of DNA-templated transcription. Bases 243 to 3596 code for a protein of 1117 amino acids. The transcript is spliced from 6 exons. Gene Ontology annotation, molecular function: nucleic acid binding; zinc ion binding. NCBI's taxonomy places the organism in Eukaryota, Metazoa, Arthropoda, Insecta, Diptera, Culicidae. Gene Ontology annotation, cellular component: nucleoplasm. The record is from RefSeq and is a predicted model, not a curated record.